AGAGAUAACUCAUAACGUUAUUGGCCAUGUGAUUAGUUUGAAGUAAGGUGGUUUGGUUCGGAAGUUUGGUUAGAUAUUACUCUGUAAGUUAGCGCCAAAAUUUAUGUGAAAGGAAAGUGCCCUAAAGUAAAAUUGCGUGGUGUUUCUACUUGUGUGUUUGUGUUUAUCUACUCAGAACAUAGCUGCUGAUAUGGCGAGCAAGGAAGAAAUUGCUGCUUGUUUUCAGGAACUAAACAUUAACGCAAGUGAUGCAGUUCUCAAUAAAUGUCUGGAAAUGUGCUUGACUUAUAAUAUUGUGGCAGAAGAUUUUUGUGAUCAGUGGUAUGCAUAUACGGCUUCAAAUUUGAAUGGAGCACUUCCAACCAUUGAACAUUUGGACAAAAUGGAACGGAAAGAAUUUCAGAAAAAUAAAGACCAAGUUUUCCCUCGACAAAGUUUGUUAACCCCAAAACAUAAUCCCCAUAAAAUUACCGGCGAUUUAGAUGAUGCGGUGGUCAGUUCCUAUUUGGAGUUAACACCGAAGAGCAAUCGUAAUAUCUCACAUACUUCUGUACAGAAUAAGCAAACUCCAAAGACUCCUGUAGCAAAAAAUCUGUCAGAUAGCUAUGUUAACAGCCCGGCAAUUACAUCAGAAAAAUAUUCUCAGAGGUCAGACUCAAGAUCGGUACAAUGCUACUAUGGUUCACAGUCGGCAAAAUAUAAAAGAGAAUCCGACCUUACUUUAUCAGUUAAAAAUCAAAAUGAACACAGUCUAACAUCAGAUGUUAAAUAUAUGUACGAAGUUAUGGGAAAGAAAUCGAAGUGUCUUGAUAAUAUCACCUACAAUCUAGGACACGCAAUUUUGGAAACACACGGUCUAAGUCUUUCUGAGGGUCUAUUAAGAACUCAAUUGGGAGAAAUGACAACAUACGGCAGAAUAGUUUCAGAUUCAGAUGGUAAAAUAAAUGUCCAAUCUGUUCUUCUAGAAGGUUCUCAAGAAACAAACUUGUGUAAUACUACAACCUUGAAUAUAAAUAAACUACAAAAAUAUUCUCUUUUUCCUGGUCAAGUAGUAGCUAUCCAAGGAAACAAUGUAAAUUCCAGCACAUUUAUUGCCGAAAAAAUUUUCACAGGCGCAACAUUGAAUUUACCUGAAGAAUUUCCUCUGAAGACUGAUCAAAUGCAAAUUGUUAUUGCUGCUGGCCCUUUCACGUUGCAAGAUAAUCUCUCAUAUCAACCAUUACACGAUUUACUACACUACGUGUCGGAAUACCAACCACAUAUUUUGAUUCUAAUGGGGCCAUUUCUGGAACGAACCCAUGACAGCAUACACGACGGUGGCCUCACUCAAACUUUCGACUCUUUUUUCGAAGGAUUGGUGGAGAAUAUCAUGGGCACUGUACAACCAAUAGACACUCACGUCAUUAUAAUUUCUUCUCAAAAAGAUGCCCAUCAUCAUCCUGUUUAUCCUACGCCCCCAUUUAAAAUUGCGGAACGGUAUAAUAAUCUAACAUUUGUGCCUGAUCCUUGUUUGAUAAAUAUUAAUGGACUGGUCAUUGGAGCUACAUCGGCAGAUGUAUUAUUGCAUAUUAGCAACUUUGAAUUAUACUUUGACAAAAAUCCUUCUGGUCCCAUCGACAGGAUGGGUCGUAUGGCAUCACAUAUUUUGAACCAGCACAGUUUUUAUCCUCUAUAUCCUCCAUUUAAAGGGAUGUGUAUAGAUCAUGAGUUAUUGGAACAGUUCGGUACCUUGGAAUGCAAGCCUCAUGUUUUAAUAUUACCAUCUAAUUUGAAAAAUUUCAUCAAAAAUAUUCAAGAUUGUCUGGUUAUAAAUCCUGAGAGACUGACGAAAGGCUAUGUAGCUGGAACUUAUGCUAGACUGGAAAUUAACCCGGGAAACACGAAUUCUAUUUGUGAUAGAACUUCCUGUCAAAUUCUUAGGAUAUAAUUGUUAAUGACAUUUGGAAAAUAAAAUGUUUUUCAUAAUA
This is a messenger RNA of Leptinotarsa decemlineata (Colorado potato beetle), 1967 nucleotides long. RefSeq names its product DNA polymerase alpha subunit B (gene DNApol-alpha73). Gene Ontology annotation, molecular function: DNA binding. NCBI's taxonomy places the organism in Eukaryota, Metazoa, Arthropoda, Insecta, Coleoptera, Chrysomelidae. The record is from RefSeq and is a predicted model, not a curated record. Gene Ontology annotation, biological process: DNA replication initiation; DNA replication. Gene Ontology annotation, cellular component: alpha DNA polymerase:primase complex.